AUGGGAGAAUCCCUCGCCGACAGCAUUCUAUUCAUUUUGAAAGAGCGAGACAUACCCGCUAAGCGCGAUGCCAUCGAGACCGCCUUUGAUGGCGAUUCCGCCGACACGGAAUGGGCAGUGAAAUAUCUCCGACCCGAUACCCUGCUAUCAAAGGAGGAACUGACCUUGUACUCGAGACUUCAAGCCUCCGGCGCUCUCCAACCCAUCCUCCGCAACCCCGACCUGCCCGCCACGCGCCCUAUCCUCGAAGAUGACCUCCAGACCGCGAUCAAGUCCCUCGAGACCUCCACGGCUACCAUUCAGAAACAAACAGAGACUUUGAAGUUCCAGUGCGACAGUCUCAAUAAGCAAUUGGGACUAGCGAACAACGUGGAGCAACAGCGGAAUCGGGACGUGACUCGGCUGCGCAAGAAGCAUGAAGGAGGGAGGCAGAGCACAACAAUGGCGGCCAGUGAGCUGUCCGACGAACUGGAGACCAAUUUCAGGAACGCGACGGACAAGUCGGGCACGGAAAGCAAGAGGAUCCUGGCAUCUCUGUCGACUCGGCUUAAGCAGGACGAUAAGACUCUUGCUAGCCUAGAGACUCUCGUGUCCGGUAUCAAAUAUCGUGGCAAUGAUGCAUCUACGGUGUCGCGAACGAAGGACCUGAGCGCCAUGCUGGCAGACUACGUUGCCGAAGAAAUACACUAUCGGCUCGAUCGACUUUACUUGGAAACGGUCCAGGCUGGGGGCACAGGUGCCAAGGCACCAGCAGGAGAGACGAUUGCUGCGCUCGAGGAAGAACUUGAAUCUUUGUAUCCGGAGAUUGGGAUAUUGGCCGAAAUGUCGAUCAGGCAGCAGUUCAACGAGCCCAUCCUGCGAGAACUUCAGAAUGAGCAUGGAAAGCUGCAAGUGGCGUCGCAGGAGAGUCUGGAGCAGGCACUCGACACAUUGAUCGAAAUGACAUUGUCCAAGCAGGAUAUCACGAAGCACUUGGCACAACGACUGUCAUCUUCCGUGCUGUUGGACCAAUUAGCCACCCUAUAUCAAGCCGAAGCGGGUGAACUCGUUACACAGCCCUCUUCUCGAAGAGAUUCACUGCGCCGCCGAUCUUUGCAGCCAGGUCUUCUGCUUGCGGCUAAAGCCCCUGCAGCGCCUACGCCCGACCAGCCUGCCCUAGGAAGCAUUUUGCGACGUGUUGGUGUGAGUUCUGAAUCUGUCCUUCGACCAAAAGGAAACGGCGACAACGGUGGGAUCAGUGAGCUUCACGAAAAACGAAUUCAAAUGUCCGAAACACUGGGUAAUCUCAAGGGUGCGGUCGAUUCUCCUCUGGUGGCUCACCUAUCGCCAUCUGAUAGCGCAUCUCAACUCCUUCAGUCUGCUUUGACUGCCAGUGGUCAUUAUGAAACAUCGCUGCACAAUACACCGGAGCAGCAGCGGAUUCUAGGCCUCGAAAGUGAGGUAAUGAGGCUCCAAUCCAGAGUCCAGGGCCUAAACAUGGAUGUUCUGCAUCAGCGUGACAAGAUCCAGGACAGGGUACUGCAAAGGUGGGCCUAG
Messenger RNA from Penicillium nucicola, 1536 nucleotides. RefSeq lists its product as uncharacterized. The transcript is spliced from 4 exons. NCBI's taxonomy places the organism in Eukaryota, Fungi, Ascomycota, Eurotiomycetes, Eurotiales, Aspergillaceae. The record is from RefSeq and is a predicted model, not a curated record. Bases 1 to 1536 code for a protein of 511 amino acids.